Molecule: messenger RNA, 2016 nt
Organism: Chilo suppressalis (striped riceborer)
Lineage: Eukaryota; Metazoa; Arthropoda; Insecta; Lepidoptera; Crambidae
Source: the annotation of a GenBank genome assembly
AUGUGGAUAUAUUUCAUGCUCUUCGGAGCCGUGCUAUCAGCACCAGCUGAUGAAAUAAAAAAUGUGUUAGAUGAAGGAGAAUUAUAUCGCACCGAUCAAAUGUUUUUGAAGCCAAUAGUACCUUCUGGUUAUUCACCAUACGGAAAUGGCAAAGAGACUUUUCAGCUUUCUUAUAUAUUUCCAGAGGAUAAUAAAUAUUAUGCAACUUUCAACGAAUACUUCAAAAGGGGGAUUACUAUGAAAGGAUUAACAUUUAAUAUUUAUGACGAUAGCAUGAGAAAUGCAGCAAUAGCUUUAUUCGAACUUAUAAGAAAUACAAGAAAAACGGAAAAAUCUAAUUUCGAUAAGUUAUUAAAAUGGAUCAAUUACAAUGUUAACAGCGAUAUGGUUGAUUACGCUUCACGUCUUGGAUUUUUAUUUGAUACUUCCACCUCGAAAAAAGAGAAUUUUUUACCUCCUUUCUUAGUGAAACCAAAUUACUUUGUUGGAGGUGAAACCAUUUUCAAAGCAUUUUACAUCAGUGAUAAAAUAGGCAAAAUCGCGGAAAGCAUCUUCAAAACUUAUCAAAUUUUAAACAUAGACGGAAGAAGCUUUGCAAUUAAUAGCAAUUAUUCUGGUUGGAAUAUGCCACUACACACAUGUGACAAGCAAAUCAAAUAUUUCACUGAAGACAUUGCACUCAACAGUUAUUAUUACGGAUUACAACUUUUACAUCCGUUUUGGAUGACUAAUGAGGAAUUAGAUGCUUUGAAUCCUCGACAUGCUGAGCAUUACUAUUUUGCACACAAACAAUUAUAUGCUCGAUAUCUACUAGAAAAAGACCAUUUGCCAUCAGAUGAAGAAGCAAUAGAAGCAGAUUGUGAACCAGAAUAUAGCCCGCAUUUAUAUUACGAUAAUGGUCUUCCUUUUCCAUCUAGAUGUGAGAUUAAUGGCGAUGAUAAAGAGGGCAACUACAAUUAUUUAGAAACCAAGGAUUUAGAGAUUAAGGAAAGCAUUCACAGAGGAGCAUACACGGAAAAUGGUACAAUAGUAGUGCUGACUGAAGAUAAUUACAUGAAUCUUUUGGCGAGACUUGUUCGUUCUCAAAUGAAUAACAUAAAAAAUGCAAAAAUUACAAGAUCUGUUUAUAGUUACCGAACUUCAGGUUAUCUUAUUGACAAAUACAACCCUGCACCUUCGAUAUUACACCACCCUCAGACAACACUAAGGGAACCAAUCUACUGGUAUUUGAUAAAAAAAGAUCUUGAUUAUUUUGCGUUAUAUGCAAAUAACACAGAACCAUACGACUUAACUAAAUAUGAAAGGAAUGAUUUCACUAUAAGCAACAUCGAAACUAUUACUGUAUCGACAAAUUUUCAAUAUUAUUUGAUAAAUUUGUACAAAUCUAUGGAAGGUGACAAACCGUUACAUGUAGCUAUGACGAUGCCUUAUGUGUAUGCAAGACAGAGAAGAAUAAACCAUGAACCUUUUACGCUUAAAUUUACUAUAGAAUCUAAGUUACAGAAAGAUGUUACAAUAAGACUUUUCUUGGGACCUUCAUGUUCUAUCAAUCAUUGUUGGGAUUUGUAUUAUAAAUUCUUUCAGCUAGACUGCUAUCGUCACAAUGUAAAGGUCGGUACAAAUAUCAUAACUUGGACUAUAGAAUCAUCAUCAAAAUACUAUUCUGACCACAAUUUCAAUAAAACUGUGUCUUACGAACAACUUGAAGAAAAUUAUGAUAUAUUCAAAUUUCCUGAAAGUUUAGUUAUUCCAAAGGGACGUAAAGAAGGGCUAAAUUUUACAAUAUUUAUAAUGAUUGAUGAUGAAGAUGUUAAUAAUGACUUUGUAGAUUCUUCUUUGUAUAUGCAAGUUACUGGUAGUAUUAGCAAUAAACCGUUAGGUUUCCCGUUCCAUCGACAAGCGGAUAAAGACACAGUGAACGAUAAUGCUCUAAACUACAGAUUCUACAAUAUUUCUGUGUUUCACAAAGCGAGUCCUCCAGAUAGUACGGGCUAUUUUUCACCAAAUAUUUAUUGA